AUGGAAAUGGCAACGACGUUGAACAACGAACCCAUCGCCAUCGGGCUCACAUUCGCUAUCAUCAUAUCGACGAUGCUAUUCAUCGGGCUUACAUUCGCUAUCAUCAUAUCGCCGAUGCUGUUCAUCUGUGGUAAAAUGGUUCGUGGAACUGAUGUUAAAUCUGCAGAGGCCAACGCACGAAAACUCAUUAUUUCGCAAUUACUACGUCUCGGACCGCAUAGAUUACGGGGUAUUUGUGAGGAAGAAGGAGUUAGUUUUAUGAUUAGGGGUGGGGAUGGAGGCCUUGCUGAUGUCGGCGCUGGCGUUGGAGAUGAUGUUGGAGAAGAAGUUAGAAUGUUCUCGAAACAGCUUACACAACAGGUGCGAAUACAGUUGAGAGGAGAAUUGAGAUCGCAAUUGGAAGAGGACGUGAGGGAAGAAGUUGAGAGGGAGUUGAAGGUGGAGAUUAGAGAGGAGAUGGGGAGGAGUGGGAGGGAGGGUGAGUUGGUGGCGGAUGUUAGGGAGGAGGUUAGGCAGGAGAUUCGGGGGAAGUUGAGGAGAGAGAUGGAGGGGGGUAUGAGACGGGAAGUUAGUAGGGAGUUGAAGGCGGAGAUUAGAGAGGAGAUGAAUAGAAGUGGAAGAGAGUUCGGAUUGAUUGCUGAAGCGAUGGCAGAUAUUAGGGAGGAGGUUAGACAGGAGGUUCAGGGAAGAUUGAGGAGAGAGAUGGAAAGAAAUGUGAGAAGAGUGAUUGAUGUGGAGAAAAAAGAACUGGACGUGAAGCUGAGGAGAGAGAUGGAGAUGGAGGCGAGAAUGGCUGAGGUUGAGAAGCAGGUCGAGAAGAAAGUCGAGGCGCAGACUGGAGUAAAAGGCAUGGUAAAAGGGGAUGGAAAAGGAAAUGGUAGUGAGGAAAUUAUGAUCUCGACAACGACCGCGCAGAAGGAAAGCGGAAGCACGAAAGGCAGCGAGGAGGUUAUGUUUUCAAAGACGACCACACAGAGUAUUCUUGCAAGAACGAAGACGAGAUAG
This is a messenger RNA of Botrytis fragariae, 1005 nucleotides long. RefSeq lists its product as uncharacterized. The transcript has 2 exons. Lineage: Eukaryota; Fungi; Ascomycota; Leotiomycetes; Helotiales; Sclerotiniaceae. The record is from RefSeq and is a predicted model, not a curated record. Bases 1 to 1005 code for a protein of 334 amino acids.